GUAGCCUGCAUCCUAAUAGCUUUUACCCUAACGUUAGAGACAGCACAGCACAGACAUCGUUGUUUCCGCGGUUGGGUUUAGGGACUUCGAUAAUAACGAAACACACUUUCGUUCCAUACUUCGUUCUCUCCGCCCAACCAACAUUAACACCCACUCACCACCGCCACCACAAACGCCACCGCCGCCACCACCACCAUGUCCGUGUCACACUCCCUCCAACUCCACCUCUUCACCCCACCCCACACUACCAUCCCCUCCCACUCCCACUACCACUCCCACCUUCCAAUCUCCAAACUCAUCCUGCCCCGCCGCAUCCCGCCCCUGCGAGCCUCCUCCUCCGCGCAGGAAGCCAUUGUCUCCGACAACAACGGCGCCCCCGCUCUCCCUUCCGAUCUGAGCUCCAUCGAGGUCGACGCCGUGACGGAGGCCGAGCUGAAGGAGAACGGCUUCCGAAGCACGCGCAGGACGAAGCUCGUCUGCACCGUGGGCCCCGCCACGUGCGGCUUCGAGCAGUUGGAGGCUCUUGCCGUUGGAGGCAUGAACGUCGCGAGACUGAACAUGUGCCACGGCACCAGAGAGUGGCACAAAACCGUAAUCGACCGCGUUCGAAGACUGAACCACGAGAAAGGCUUCGCCGUUGCCAUCAUGAUGGACACUGAAGGCAGUGAGAUUCACAUGGGUGAUCUCGGUGGCGCUUCCUCUGCCAAAGCCGAUGAUGGUGAGAUCUGGACUUUCAGUGUUAGGGCAUUCGACUCUACUCUUCCACAACGCACCAUCAAUGUCAAUUAUGAUGGUUUUGCUGAAGAUGUGAAAGUGGGGGAUGAACUAUUGGUAGAUGGAGGAAUGGUUAGGUUUGAGGUGAUUGAGAAGAUAGGUCCUGAUGUCAAGUGCCUUUGUACUGAUCCUGGCUUGUUGCUGCCCAGAGCCAAUCUUACUUUCUGGAGGAAUGGUAGUCUCGUUCGUGAAAGGAAUGCCAUGCUUCCUACCAUUUCUUCUAAGGAUUGGAUAGACAUUGAUUUUGCUAUUGCUGAGGGUGUUGAUUUCAUUGCUAUUUCAUUUGUCAAGUCUGCUGAAGUUAUUACUCAUCUUAAAAGCUAUAUUGCUGCAAGAUCUCGUGAUAGUGAUAUUUCUGUCAUUGCAAAGAUAGAAAGUAUUGACUCAUUGAAGAACUUAGAGGAGAUCAUUCAAGCAUCAGAUGGAGCUAUGGUGGCACGAGGAGACUUGGGAGCUCAGAUACCCUUAGAACAGGUUCCAUCUGCUCAACAGAGGAUUGUUCAAGUUUGCAGGCAGAUGAAUAAGCCCGUCAUUGUUGCCUCUCAGCUCCUUGAAUCCAUGAUUGAGUAUCCUACACCUACAAGAGCUGAAGUUGCAGAUGUUUCUGAAGCAGUUAGGCAACGAGCUGAUGCCUUGAUGCUUUCUGGUGAGUCUGCCAUGGGCCAGUACCCUGAGAAGGCCUUAACUGUGUUAAGGAGUGUCAGUUUGAGAAUUGAGAAGUGGUGGCGGGAAGAGAAACGCUAUGAAGCUAUGUCACUCCCAUCAGUUGGGACUUCUUUUUCAGAAAAAAUAUCUGAAGAAAUCUGCAAUUCAGCAGCUAAGAUGGCCAACAAUCUAGAGGUGGAUGCACUUUUUGUGUACACAAAGACAGGGCACAUGGCAUCUCUAUUGUCACGAUGCCGUCCUGACUGCCCAAUCUUUGCUUUCACUACCACUCCAUCAGUGCGUAGGCGUCUGAACCUCCAGUGGGGCUUGAUACCGUUCCGUUUGAGCUUCUCCGAUGAUAUGGAGAGCAAUCUCAAUAGAACAUUUUCAUUGCUCAAGGCCAGAAAUCUGAUCAAAUCAGGUGACCUUGUCAUUGGUGUCUCAGAUAUGUUGCAGUCAAUACAAGUGAUGAAUGUUCCUUGAGAACACGUUUCAUUUCUUCUGAAAGCCAACGUUGCCCUUUUUCAAAACCUGGGAUCUAGAGUGCUAUAAUGGAGCAGAGGCUACAUGAAAGAAUUCUGUAGUUCUGUAAUUUAAAUCUAAAGGAUGCAACUAAAGUUUGGGUCAAUUUAUGUUUAUGCCCCCUAGAGUUCUUUAUUUGGUCUACUCCUUCAAGCUCUACAUAUCUUUUUUAGUCUGCUGAGGCAAUAUAGUGCAAUAUUUAUCCUUUCAAGUUGUGAGGCACAUGCGUUUUCUAAGUUUUGUAUCAUUGUAUUAGCUUUCCACUUCCAUAUGGAGUAAAAUGUGAAAAGUUUCAAUAAAGAUUCUUCAGUAGUCACUAAUCUGUAUGGAACCGUGUCAGAUGCUCAAUGUAUGCAUGCUGCAAAUUGUGUAUGCACCUCAUUACCAAUUUCUUUAGUUGCUUCACUGGACAAUAUUAGAAUAUGAUACUUUAAAGAUUCUCGUACUUUGAUUGACGAAUGUAAGCCCAUACAGUUGAUUGAGGAAAGGAAAAACGUAACUU
Abrus precatorius (Indian licorice) is the source of this 2443-nucleotide messenger RNA. RefSeq names its product pyruvate kinase isozyme A, chloroplastic. The transcript has 6 exons. Bases 196 to 1902 code for a protein of 568 amino acids. Gene Ontology annotation, molecular function: potassium ion binding; magnesium ion binding; pyruvate kinase activity. The record is from RefSeq and is a predicted model, not a curated record. Lineage: Eukaryota; Viridiplantae; Streptophyta; Magnoliopsida; Fabales; Fabaceae. Gene Ontology annotation, cellular component: cytoplasm; chloroplast stroma. Gene Ontology annotation, biological process: glycolytic process.